CAACUCUUACGGGCUGUUGUUAAUUUCGAUUAAAAUGACUCACCCAACAGACUUUUCUUCUCAUCUUCUGCCAAAAAGUGGCCAGGGUCAACACACCCAGGAGAGCGGCGAUGCUGGCCUCUCCUCCAACAUGAAGCACAAGUUCAGUGAUCAUUACAAUGAACGUGCUUCGCCUGUGGCAAAUGAAGACAUCUCUGGAAAACCCACACCUAAUGAAGAAGUAGACAUUGUUACGGCGAUGAAAGCAAAGAUCUGGUCACCGCCUAAUCAUGCUCGUCCAAAGGCAGAGGCAAACCCUGUGUCUGCUGAUGAAGAGUCCUCAAAACCGUCUACUUCAAACAACUUUCCACAACACACCCUGUCGAAGAACAGCCCACAAGAGGAAACUGUUACGGUUUUACCCGGAACAACAGCCAUUACAGAGGGGAGGCCAGAUGCAGAGGAAGCAGGAGAAGAAAGCUGCAAGAUGGACACCGGGAAAACCCCAAAACCAAAAGGUCCACCACUGGUGCCUAGAACAGGAAGAAACCACCGCAGGAAAAGGGCCGGGACGUACUGGAAAAUGUACGUUCUAUGUUGGUGGUCAUUCGCACAUGUUCCUGUAUCCGACGGCGUUUCUGGUGCUCAACUUGCACCAGGCCACAAGGUUAGGUGCUUUAACUGCAUAGACAAUGACAGCUGCCUCGUCAAGUUGAUGACCAUAUAUGACAAGGAUGACAAGAUACUGUACAAAAGAAACCUCAAUCAAAAGUUUUCAGGAUGCUCUGGAAUUUCCCCCAAUGGUUCCAAGAGCUGUGAUGUGUGCAUUCACCGAUCAAAAAUCACCAUCCUCUGCUCAGAGAAUGUUGGGAAAUUAGACGUGGAGGGUAGCGAUGGACGCAUCCACAUCUCUGUCUGUGAUCAGCAUCAGACUCUUGACCAACCUGAUGGCUUUAUUUCUAACGUUGGUGCUCAGACUCCUGGUCGUGCACGCUAUGGAUUAAUUGGUACCGGAGCCCUGGUUUUGAUCGCAGUGAUGCUCCUGGUCUACAGUGUAAGUGUGACUCAGUAUGUUCCCUGAUCACACAACUUGUUAAAAUGAGAAACAGAACUAUCUCAGGUUUCUGCAUGAGUCACUAUGUGAUUAUAUUUUAAGUCUUAAAUAUUGCAGAUUAAAUCUAUUGUAAAUUCUGGUCACAUUUCCCUUUUUUAAUCAGUUUUUAUUGUUUCUUUUUAGUGCUUGCAGAAAAAGAAGCACAGUAUAUGUUCAGUUUUUACCAUUUAUUUCACGAGCUGCACUUAUUAUUAUGUCACAGUUAUAGAUACAAUUCAUAGAUACAAUUUUAGUAUAAUAUCCUCCCUUCUCAGCCUAAACAGGGUUUAAUUUCACUUAAAUAUGUGUGGAUGUAAAAUAACAUUUUUUAAAUAUAAAUUCCCAAAUAUUCACUAGGGGGAGUGGACUGUGAAUAUUUCAAACUCAACAGGUAUACAUGUGACACUCAGAACAUGUUUCUUUCUCUUUUUCUCU
Messenger RNA from Etheostoma spectabile (orangethroat darter), 1507 nucleotides. RefSeq lists its product as uncharacterized. The record is from RefSeq and is a predicted model, not a curated record. The coding region runs from base 35 to 1060 and encodes 341 amino acids. NCBI's taxonomy places the organism in Eukaryota, Metazoa, Chordata, Actinopteri, Perciformes, Percidae. The transcript is spliced from 9 exons.